AUGUCUGCGACAAAUCCCAAAGUGGAAUCGGAGAAGAAUCUGUCCAGUGUUGAAGUCACUGCCGUACCUCAACUCAAUGAUAAUGCACAUCAUGUAGCUUUAGAAGAUGUAGAUGAAGCUGCAGCUUUCGUUGCUGGUUUUAAAGGAGAAAUAACCAAAGAGAUGUCAGAUCGAGUGAGAAGAAAGUGUGAUCGGCACAUGCUGCCUUUAAUGAUGGUAUUGUAUUUCGUGCAAUUCACCGACAAAACGACCCUAGGAUCAUCCGCUAUUCUCGGCAUCAAGACUGAUAAUCACCUCACUCAAGGCCAAUACAACUGGCUAGGAACGAUUUUCUACUUGGCAUACCUUGUGUUUGAAUGGCCUCAGGCCGUGGCUCUGCAGAAAUUUCCUCCUGGAAAGUGGAUGGCUUGUAACAUACUUGUGUGGGCCGUUGUUCUUUGCUGUCAUGCCGCUUGUUCGAGCUUCGCCGGACUCUUCGUCUGUCGAAUGUUCUUAGGCAUUUGUGAGGGCUCAAUCACAGCUGGAUUCCUGAUUCUUACAAGUAUGUUCUACACUCACGCAGAAGGUACUCAAAGAGUUGGAUACUGGUUCCUUAUGAAUGGUACUGCUCAAAUUUUCAACGGAUUCGUUUCUUUUGGUGUAUAUCACAUCAAUCCUGAGAUUAUCCACCCAUGGAAGAUUUAUAUGAUCAUCACUGGUGGAAUUACCUUAAUAGUCGGAGUAUGCUUUUGGUUCUUCAUCCCUGAUAAUCCAAUGAAAGCUCGUUUCCUGACUCACGAGGAGAAGAUCAUCGCCAUCGAGCGACUAAGGGGUGAAUCGACAGGUAUAGAGAAUAAGACAUGGAAGAAGGAACAAUUCAUCGAAGCUUUGUUGGAUUGGAAAUCAUGGGCUUUUGCCAUUUACGCUGGCUCCAACAAUGUGGCCAAUUCCUUGACCAACAUGACUCAAUUGAUCAUCAACUCGUUCGGAUUCACCGUCGGUCAAACAGCAUUACUAGGCUGCGUAUCAGGAGUGAUCGAGAUCCUCACCAUCUAUUCGUCCGUAUUGGUCAUAAAGAAAUUCCCUAACGCCAGAGCAUACGUAGGAGCAUGUUAUUCAAUCCCCAAUAUCGUUAGCGGAGCCUUGUUGAUCGGACUUCCGUGGUCUGCCAAGGCGGGUUUGUUGGUGGCAAUGUACCUUGGUGGGGUAGGUACACCGGGUUUCGUAUUGAGUCUUUCAUGGUGCGCUGCAAGUACUGCUGGACAUACAAAGAAGACCACAACGAAUGCGAUGCUUUUGAUUGGGUAUUGUCUUGGAAAUUUGCUAUCCCCUCAAAUGUGGGAAGCCAAAUACGCACCAAGAUAUUACAUCCCAUGGGGUAUCAUCCUCGGUACAUACGUCAUCAACCCAAUCAUCCUGCUCGGGAUCCGAUACUUCCUCAACAAGGAGAACAAGCGUCGAGACAAAUUGUUCGAAACUGGUCAAGCAGAGACCGAAAAAUUCGUGGAUGAACAAGGAAGAGAAAUUGAUUCCACUUUCUUGGACAUUACUGAUAGAAAAAACCUUUCUUUCCGAUACCCACUCUAA
Molecule: messenger RNA, 1566 nt
Organism: Kwoniella botswanensis
Lineage: Eukaryota; Fungi; Basidiomycota; Tremellomycetes; Tremellales; Cryptococcaceae
Exons: 15
Coding region: 1-1566 (521 amino acids)
Biological process (GO): transmembrane transport
Cellular component (GO): membrane
Molecular function (GO): transmembrane transporter activity
Source: RefSeq, a predicted model, not a curated record